AUGGUGAGGAUUGAAUAUGGCCGUUUCGAAGAUGCGGUCAUAGUCGCCAAGAAGGUCAGGAGCUCCAAGCCGAGGCAGGAGAUCAGUGCCUUUCUCAAAUGGAUCUGCUUCCUCAUCAACCUGGCCAUAUUCUUGGCUGGCCUGGGAGUUCUGUCAUUGGGAAUCUACUCGUUCGUCAAAGAUCCUAGGAGUAUAUUAGGCCCUGAGGACAUUCUUUUCAACACUUCGAUUGUGCUGUUUGUUCUGGGUGGCAUCGUUGUCAUCAUCUCUCUGACUGGUCUUUUUGGAGCUUUGAGGGAGAAUUGGACUUUGUUGAAGAUUGUAAGUAAUCUUUGAAAUAUACUUCCUAAUGAUUUUAUAAACCGCAUAAGAUUACGUCUUAUUUUGACGUUUUUAAUACAUUUUUUUAAUUUUGAUUUUAAACUGACUUGUAAUAUUUCGUUUUUUCAGUCAGUAUGGAUAGGGGUGUUGUGGUUUAUUGUAUUCGUCAUUGCCGUAAUGGGAGUUUUCUUUUUAUUCUACUCUGACACUAACGAUAACUUCUACAUAAACACAAUGUUGGACUAUGCCGUCAAAAGAUACCACACAAACACGAAUAUUGCUGAAGCUAUGGAUUACCUUCAAGAAACGGCAAGUUCUUUAUUAUAAAUUCAUUUGCUGAUUUUAAUAUUCAAAUUAAACAGCAAAAUAACAGUAUCGCAUCUAAAAUUACUGUUUUAGAUGGAAUGUUGCGGAAUACGAUCACUGGCACAAGGUUACCGGGAUUGGCAAUUGAAUGAGCAAUUCUACUGUAACACGACCAACGUAUACCCCGAGAGGUGUGGCGUGCCAUUUAGUUGCUGUAAGCGUGCCCUCUUAGCCGAAGGUACUGCUGGGAAUGCGAAUGCAGCUUCUCGGUCAUUAAAUUGUUGGCAGAAUGCUUUGAAGAGAAGGCCACAUGAGCUGGAAACAGACUUGUACGUGAGAGGAUGUCUGGUACCUCUCAAACAGACGUUUGAGAGGAACGCUAUUAUCAUCGCUUCGGUUGUGGCAUUAAUUGUCAUUUUUGGCGUAAGUUAAUGGAGUAAAAUUUAGAAGUUUUCAUUACAAUAAUAUUGUUUAUUAACAUUAGAUAUUCAAAUCAAAAUGUAUAAAAUAUGAAUUUAGAAGUUUAUUAACUGGCCUUAACCAAGCAACACCCUUUGACGUACUAUUUUUGAUUAAACUUCUUAAGUUUUACAACCUAAUCACAAGUAUAAACUUUGAUUACGUUUGUAGGGUAUAUCGGGGUUGAGUAGUUCUAAAUCCAGAUUCCGGAGGGUAUUUUAAACUUAUAAGUAAACAUUAAGCACGUCAAAACCUGCAACGUGAGUUAAUCUCCAUAAAUAAACUACUGGAUUUCCGGGCAUAUUAGAGCUUUUGUGAGGAGCCUUGAGUGCGUAUAAGCGAUGUUUCAACACUCGGAAAUAAAUUUGAAAAUUAGUCGUCGCUUUGUAGCAAAAGACCUUAUUAACCCAAAAAACUAACUCUUACUCUUUGGAAUGGCAAGGGUGAUUAAUAUUACUAUUUCAUAUAAUUUCAGUGCUUGUACGUGUUCAUGGAGUACGUGUUGGCACGACAAAUCGAGUAUCAGCACUACCUGUUAGAUCGAGAAGCACGGCGAGCACAGAGAAGAGCACGUCGGGAAGCCAGAGAGAAGGAACGGCGAGAGAAAGAGCUAGCGAAACAAGCCGUCUACUCAGAGUUAGAUGAAGUCAAGGUCAAAGGAGCUACACCAAAAGAGCAGAAGCCAAAGAAAAGGAAAGAAUCUAAAGAAAACGUGAGGAAGGUGUCUCAAGCAUCUCACCGUGAGGCUACAGUGCUCUCGGAACAGAAGAUAAAAGAACGUGAAGCUCAGUUACGGAAGAAAUCAAAGACUCGGAAUGGGCCGACAGUACCUCGGGUAGCCGAAUGGGUCCGGGAACAGUCAGACUACGUUCAGAAGCAGAAAAAGUAG
Bursaphelenchus okinawaensis is the source of this 1975-nucleotide messenger RNA. The record is from the annotation of a GenBank genome assembly. Lineage: Eukaryota; Metazoa; Nematoda; Chromadorea; Rhabditida; Aphelenchoididae.